AUGGCGCCCUCAGCCACGACUACAUCACCCGUCCCCGGCCCUGCAGAGCCUCUGGCGACCAAGCUCGUCACGCGACCCGUCAAGGAAGAUGGUUCCGCACUGUAUCCUGAGUUCAUGCCCUUCUAUGACCCUCUGGAGAAGGUAGAAGACAUCGGGUCUUUCGAGCACUUUGACCCCGGCCACCGCGCUGACCCAAAGCUCCCCAAUCUUCUCUCGACAGCAACCAAGGUCAUUGACCUCUCGCCCCAUGUCGGCACCGAGAUCGAGGGGGUCCAGCUGUCGCAGCUAUCGACUGAAGGACUGGAUGAACUCGCGCUUCUCGCUGCCAAGCGUGGUGCCUUAGUCUUUCGCAAUCAGGACUUCCGCGACAUCGGCUUCGAACGCCAGAAACAAAUCGUGCGCCACUUCGGUCCACUGCACAUCCAUGGAUGGGCGCCACACCCUGCUGCUGGCUCUGAGGAGCAUAUGAUUAUCUAUGAUCACAAGGAAGAUCUGCGUGUGCGCAAGUCUUGGAGGGGUCGCAGCCCCGUACAAUGGCACACCGACCAGUCCCCCGAGCCUCAGCCCCCUGGUACCACCUUCAUCUGCAUGCUCGAGUCACCCUCUGCCGCUGGUGGUGACACACUUGUGAGCUCUAGCGUUCAAGCUUUCAAGGCCCUGUCACCGAAGUUCAGGAAGAGGCUGGAGGGAUUGACUGCUAUCCACUCCAAUAACGAUGGUGUCACCCAGGAGCUGAAGAACGGCCAAAACGCAGUCAUGAGGAGACAGCAACUGGUUCAAGAACACCCUGUCGUCAUCGUUCAUCCCGUUACCAGAGAGAAGGCCCUAUAUGUCAAUCCCGUCUACACGAAGAAGAUCGUUGGGUUCGAUCAAGAGGAAUCUGACUACCUCCUGAACUUUUUGUUCGAUCACAUCGCUAAGAGACAGGAUUUCCAGUGCCGUGUCCGCUAUGAGGCUGGUACCGUUCUCAUCUGGGAUCAGCGUGUCACGAACCACUCUCAGACCCUUGAUUACCCUGCUGGUGAGCGCAGGCAUGCUUUCCGUCUGACUCCAUUGGCAAAUAAGCCUAUCCCAGCAAAGGUUGAGGAGGACGAUGGUGAAUGUGAGAAAGACUUCGGGCGGGUAUCUCUUGGACUCUGCUAG
Colletotrichum siamense is the source of this 1143-nucleotide messenger RNA. It is a transcript of the gene JLP1-0, whose product is annotated as Alpha-ketoglutarate-dependent sulfonate dioxygenase. Gene Ontology annotation, molecular function: 2-oxoglutarate-dependent dioxygenase activity. Lineage: Eukaryota; Fungi; Ascomycota; Sordariomycetes; Glomerellales; Glomerellaceae. Gene Ontology annotation, cellular component: cytoplasm. The transcript has 2 exons. The record is from RefSeq and is a predicted model, not a curated record. The coding region runs from base 1 to 1143 and encodes 380 amino acids.